Molecule: messenger RNA, 1446 nt
Organism: Saccostrea cuccullata (small rock oyster)
Lineage: Eukaryota; Metazoa; Mollusca; Bivalvia; Ostreida; Ostreidae
Exons: 7
Coding region: 20-754 (244 amino acids)
Source: RefSeq, a predicted model, not a curated record
AUAUAAACUGGAUUUCAAAAUGAGGUUGAUUCACACCAAGAAAUAUCUGUUCACGUACAUGGUGCAAGUAAUGGUUUUGCAAGAAGUCGACAGAUUUGCAUAUGGCUUUGUGAUUCCUUGCAAAGACUCUCUUGCCACAGUUACAAGAGUAUGGUCCUGUCCAAAUAAUGCAUCAGAACUACGAAAAGCUGCUGAAAGAAAGAGAUGUCACGAUAUAAAGCAUACCUGCAAGUCUUUUGAGUAUCACUGUGUAAUUAACGAUUGGAUGAAUGAAACAAUAGAAGUAUGCGCUCCAUCUUUACUUAUUAUUGGUGGAAGGUGUGCUGAAUUCAACACGGAUAAAGCAAGCAUUCGUGGCAACUUUUUGACAGAUUGCAAAUCAUCUACCCCUCCAUGUCCGGUAUCCUACAACUCGACAACAUCAUAUAAAUAUUUUGGUUGUUUCUCUAACAUAAUAAAAGAAAGAGUUACUACCCUUCGUGCAGUGAUUUCAUCAAAAAAUAUGCAGGAAACCUCAACAACAAAUACAAUUGAUAGGAUCCAUAAGCCCUCAAAUGACAGAAGUACUAUUAUCAUAAGUGUAAUAGUUCCUACCCUAGGCCUGCUCGUAUCUGGGAUUAUAUGUACACUUUAUUGUGUUAGAAAACAAAAAUGCAGGUGUUCACUGUGUGCAAGAAAAGGUUCAAACAGGAGACAAGACAUGGAUCAGGACAUGGAAAUAGGCCAGGAAAUGGGAUUGCAUAUAGGUGAUUGAUGUUAUUUUGAUUCUUAAAAAAACUAUUUCUGUUCCAAAGUAUAAUGUUAAUAUGAUUAUACAUUUUCAGUAAAUAAUUUUACCUUUUCAUUCAAAAAGGUUACCAUAAAACGUGCUAUUUCAUUAAUCACUUUGUAUGUUUAUGAAAUAUAUGAAGAUAUAAAAAGUAAAGAUUAAAAUUUUGAUGAUAUUUUGUUGUUAGAUAAAAAGGAGUAAUGCGUAGCUAUUUCUUAGAUUAAGUCCAUUGAGUUUGUUCCUUGUUGAUGAUGUACCGUUUUGUUCUCAUUCCUUUAUCAAGUCAUUGCACCUCAAUUUUCAUUUUUUUUGUAGAAUUGCAUUUAUAGUUAGAUUUGUUUUUGUAUUGCUCAUUACAUGAAGCUAAUCUUUCAAUUUUGUAUUACCUUAUUUUUCAUUUUAUUGAUAUAGUUUGUGAAGCUGUUGUAGAGCAACCAUGUGGUCGUUUGUAAAUAUUUUUUUCUCUUACGGGCUGUGAAAAUUCUUUUUUAUCAUUGUGUUUACUUAUUAAGUCAAUGUUCGAUGAAAACGAUGGAAACUGUGUUCAUUUUACUUAUCAAUUAGUUUUGAUAGUGCUUGUAAAAUCAAAUUUGUUCAUUUUACUAAUCAAUUAACUUUGAUAACUUACUUGUAAAAUCAAAUUUGUUCAUUUUACUAAUCAAUUAACUAUGAUAACU